AUGGAUCCUGAAAUACAGAAAAUGAGGGAAGUUGUCCUUGUCUACCUUGACAGGAGUGGUGGCCUUCAGAAAUUUGUGCAUGAUUGCAAAAAAUAUAAUGACUCAAAACAAAGUUAUGCUGUUUAUCGUUUCAUUAUUUCAAUCAAUCCUUCUGACAUUGCUGAAUUGGAUGCAACUCUUGGAAACUAUAUUCUUCAUAAUCCCCUACAAGCUGCACAGAUUUUUCAGUCAGUAUGCUUUGUAGCUAUUAAGACACUAUCAUUAAUUGAACAAUUGCAGACAGAAGCCCAGAUCAGUAUAUUGCUGAAACCAACACAUUUGCCACCUUUCCCGAGUUAUGUUCUGAGUCUUUCUGCAUAUCCCUUUAAUUACACAUCUCAAAGAUUUUAUAUGUCUGAAGGGAUAGUGAUUGCAAUGGGAACUGUAACAAAAUACACACAAGGAGCAAGAUUUCUUUGUACUGAGGAAACCUGUCCAUUCUCUGAAGGGUUUAGGUGCAUCAGAGUGCAUUGCCCUGGAGCUACAGAGUCUGCUACAGUGAGGACUGAUUUUGUGUGUAGCUUGUGUUCCUCACCACUGCAGGAAGACAUGAAAUUUAGAGUACUUGGUGAUAAACAAAUAGUUGAAAUGAUUGAUGCUAAAAUUCUGAAUGCUUUGAAAGGAUAUUCCAUUGAUAAAUCACAUUUUAGGAUUCAGGCAUUUACAUUGUUCUUGAGAGAUGAACUAGCCAAUAAAAUGACAAUAGGAAACCACUACAGGAUUAUAGGAAUUCCAGCUUGUGUACAAAAUGGCCUACAAAUGACUGCAUGUAUAGAAGUCAAUAGUGUGCAGCUCUAUAAACCAAAUGGUCCUUCUUUUGUCAGUGAGAAUUUUAAGUAUCUGCUCUCACUGACUUCAAGUUCAUGCUGGAGGUUUACUGCUGUCCUGGCCAACAUCUUUGCUUCUCAAGUUGUUCCACCAGGCACUUACAAUACUCUUAAACUUGCAAUAUUGCUGAGUCUAGUACAGACAUGUGAAAAAGAAAAUUCAGAUUAUCUGGAUCUCUUGAUUAUGACAAGUGACCCACUAGUAAUUGACAGGCUUCUGAAUUACAGCUUAUGUCUUCUGCCCCGUGGCAUACGACACCCACCUUCCGGUGACAUUUUCCCUUCUGUGUCCAAAGAUAAACACGGAACUGGAAGUGCCAGCAUUCAAGCCUGCAGUGCUGUGCUGGCCAAGGGUGGCAUCUGUUACAUAGGAGACUUGAGUUCAUAUAAAAAGGAUAAACUUGAACUUCUACAGUCUGUGCUAGAGAGCAGAACAACAACAGUGUUUAUUCCUGGGAAGAAGUAUGGAGAAGAGGCUGACCAACAAGUCACUGUUUCAGUUCAGACCAACUUCUGGUCCUUUGUAGAUGUGGACUCUUCCUCAAAGAAACAUAUACAAAAGGAGAACUUUCUAAUAGGACAGAUGGAUGUGAGUUUGAUUCCAGUUAACCUUGUAGAUGGGUUUGGGCUCUUGAUCUACAAUGAGUUUCCUUCCUGUCGCCUGUCUUCUCCUGUUGUCCAUCAUAUCUUGAAAAAAGCCAUUCAUCCUGAAGCCAUGCUGUACAAAGUUUCACAGCAGUUCAGGACCCAGGACUAUGAGGAGUUUAUUUUGUUUGCUAGGAAUCUUCAUGUUGAACUGAGUUCAGAAGCAGAAAGUCUCAUUCAGGGCUAUUAUCUUGCAAGUCGUAGGGUGAGAAGAGAUUCCAUUCAUGGAUCAACAUUAUCAGCCUCUGCUCUAAAAAUUCUGAUUGCGCUGGCUAAGGCUCAUGCCAAGCUCAGUUUAAGGCAGAGAGUACUUGAGGAAGAUGCAGUGAUUGCGGUCUUGUUGCUCGAGUCAUCGCUGACCCUGAAACACGGCACAUCUCCACUGUGUGUGGCACCAAAUCCUGUAUUUCCAUUUGACCUCAGUGAUGAAAACUCCCUGCAACAGAGAGAUAUUUACCUCAUGCAGUGCCACCAUCAACUGCUGAAGUUUAUUUCUGCCUAUAGCCCAGGAAUUCACAUUAACACUAAUGAAGAGUAAAAACUCCCCUUUAAGUAAAGCCUGAGGCUUUGGUUUUUUGAGAGGCUGCAGUUAGAAAUCCAAAAUUACUAAAAACUUAGAAGAUAGUUCAGUGAUGUUUUACCAAGGAAUAAAGCAUAGCUGACAGGACUUGAAUUACAAAUUUUUUGAGUUAUUUGAAGGCAGGAGGGAUGUCUUCAUCCUGGAAAGCCAUGGCUUCAGAAUACAGCCCCAACCAGGGCUCUGUAUUCUCUUCCAAGCUACCACUCUCCAUUCACAGCUAAGCAAGGAAUAAUUUAGGAUUCAGGAUUUUUAAUAAGAUUACAACUAUAAAUUAAAUCACCAGUUCAGAAUUGAAUGUUUCAUUUCAGCAGUUUUUCUUGUUGCUUCCUUUCAAAUGUAUCACUCACCAAAAGGGUUAAGGAGUUUUUAAAACAUGAAAAAUCUUCUUUUCAUAGUUUAAGUCAUGUUGCACUUACUCA
Messenger RNA from Melozone crissalis (California towhee), 2510 nucleotides. It is a transcript of the gene MCMDC2, whose product is annotated as minichromosome maintenance domain containing 2. Gene Ontology annotation, molecular function: ATP binding; single-stranded DNA helicase activity; DNA binding. The transcript is spliced from 15 exons. Gene Ontology annotation, biological process: double-strand break repair via break-induced replication. The record is from RefSeq and is a predicted model, not a curated record. The coding region runs from base 1 to 2049 and encodes 682 amino acids. NCBI's taxonomy places the organism in Eukaryota, Metazoa, Chordata, Aves, Passeriformes, Passerellidae.